Molecule: messenger RNA, 978 nt
Organism: Ctenocephalides felis (cat flea)
Lineage: Eukaryota; Metazoa; Arthropoda; Insecta; Siphonaptera; Pulicidae
Exons: 5
Coding region: 357-929 (190 amino acids)
Cellular component (GO): lysosomal membrane
Source: RefSeq, a predicted model, not a curated record
CAGUUGAAAAAUCACCAAACUCCAUUAUGUUCUUUUUAAUUUUGAAGAAUUUUUAAUAGUUAAUAUUGAUAAUACAAUGCUAAAUAGAAUUAAAACAUUACAAUAGUACCACGUUUUUUAUGAACGUAAGCAAAUUUAUUCGAUUGUGUCAGCAUAUCAGCAAAUAGAUAAAGAAAACCACCUAUUUCAACAAUAAACUAAUACAUUGAAAAGUAAAAUGGUGGAUACAGACAGUGAAUGUGUCAAAUGUUUGCAUUAAAUGAGUUUUAAUAAAAUCUGAGGGGGGCCGUUUAUUUAUUUUUUUAUUCAUAACUUAAAAUUCUGUUUCCUGUUAAGAUAUCUAUUUAUUGGGCAUAAUGUAUAAGACUUGUUUGCUUUUUGUGACGUUCUUAUAUAUUGCUACAUCUUUGACAGAUGCACAAUCAUACGAAGAUAAAAGGUGUAGAUGUGUUUGUCCAAGUACAAAAUCAGUCUUGAACAAUACACAAGGUACAGAUCGAAAAUUAUACAUUAGCAAUGUUCCUCCAAAUAUGUGCAAUUGUGAUGGCGUAAUAUUACCUAGAAUUGGAGAUGAAAUUAAAGGAAAAGAACAAGAGUUUUGUCCAAGAUGUGAAUGUAAAUAUGAGACUAGAAAUACAACAGUUAUUCGGUUUGUGGUGAUUAUGGUGAUUUGGAUAAUAUCGUUGCUAGUAGUAUACAUGCUGUUCUUAAUUUGCCUCGACCCAUUAUUAAAUAAACGAGCAAAAGCUAAUUAUCAAGAGCACACAAACGAAGAAGAUGAGACUGCAACCACAAAUAAUUUGAAUUCUCAUCAAAUGGGUGUGCGAGGAAAUGUUUUAAAUCGUGUAACACAUCAACAAGAUAAAUGGAAAAGACAAGUUAGAGAGCAAAGGAGAAAUAUUUAUGAUAGGCAUACUAUGUUAAAUUAGCUAUUUAAAUUAUUUAUGAUAGUCAUAAUAUUGAGUUACAUGAAUUUUA